AUGGCAGACCAUCGAUCGGUACGAGGGCAAAGCCCGCCGAGGCGGAUGAGGGCGUGCAUCCCGUGCUCCAGUGCGAAAGCGCGGUGCAACUUUCAAGAAGCGAACGUCGCGCGGCAUCUCUGUGACAGGUGCGAGAAGCAUGGCAUCAAGUGCGUGGCCAAGUCCACGAGGAGCCUGCGGAAACCGAGGCAGAUUAGGCCCUUGAACAGCCGCGUGUCGACGUUGGAGAGGCAGCUCGAGACAUUGACUGCGGCCUUGGAGAUUCACAAUGGGAGCAGCUCAUCGCAGGACGUUGGCGCGCCUCACCCAGAAAGCCGCGCCGCCCUUCUCGCCGCCGACCAAGCUGGCACCGUCCUAACGCCCGACUCGACAUCAUCAACGGACAACAGCCGCGACGGCCCGUCCCUCCACCGACACGAAGACACCAGGGAAGCACAGCCGCCUACCGUCGCGGUGCCGUCAGACGCCGUCCCCGUCUACGGCCUGACGUGGCCCCAGGCUGAGCGCAUCCUCGACAUCUUUCGCACCGAGUUCAUGCCCAACUUCCCGUUCGUCAUCGUCCAGCAGCACACCACCGCCAGGGCGCUUCUCGCGCAGAAGCCUUUCCUCUUCCGCGCGGUGAUGCUCGCCGCGGCGCCGCUCCCGCCGCCGCGCCUGGCCAAGAUGAAGCGCAACGUGAUGGCGUACCUGGGGCAGCAUGUGCUGGUCGAGGAGGAGCGCAAGCUGGACCUCUUGCAGGGGCUGUUGGUCUGCCUCGCGUGGGCCGACCUGCGCAGCUUGUAUGACGAGCAGGUGACGAACCUGACGUACCUGGCGCUGGGGUAUGCGCAUAACCUGGGCAUCACGAGGAUGCCCGCGGCGCUGCUGCGCAUGAUUGGGAUGGAUGAGGCGCCCGAGGAUGUGAGGCAGAGCAAGGACCACGCCAUGUUGCGGCAGAACAUGCACUCUACGGAAGAGCAGCGCGCGUAUCUCGGAUGCUACUGUCUGUUAUCGGUCAACUCAACGCAGUUUGGGAGACAAAAUGCGCUCAGAAGCCAAUACAUUGACCUCUGUGGCGACGCCCUCAAGCGCAACUGCCAGCAUCCCCUGGACGCCUUCCUCGAGCGCACGGUGCGCCUCACGCAGAUGGGCGAGAGAAUAUCAGAGGCGUUCGGCGCGGCCAACGACUGCGAGCGUGGUAAGCCUUACCUGUUCCUCCUCGAGGAUCAGACCACGGCGUUUAGAGCCGAGCUCGACACCGUGGUGGAUUCCCUCGCGCAGGAACUGGGGCGCGCCCGGGGUACUUAUGCUCACGGAGUCGCCGGGCGCGACUUCGAUAGCUGGGAGAAGGCGGCCGUGCUGCACUACAACUACCUCCUCGUGCGCCUGUACGAGCCGGCCACGCACCUGCGAGAGGUUCCCGCGGACAACGACGGCGACGGGUCCUCCACGGCCACAUACCGCGCCUCAUGCUUGGCCUCGUGCCUCGCCGCGGCCAAGGCCUACUUCGACGCGCUCUUCACGCUGCCGGCAGCGCACUACCUGCACCAGAGCGUCGCCGGCACGGAGCAGGUGACGUUCGUCAUGGUGAUUUCGACGCGGCUGCUGCUGCUGCGCGCGGCCCCCGGGUGGGACCGCUUCCGCGCGCGCGAGGCGCUCGACUUCGUGGUCGUGCUGGACCACCUGCUCGAGAGGGUGGAGGGGGCGGAGGCGGAGCGCCGGCGGGAGAUGGAGGCGUUUGUGCGGGAGAUGGGCGUGGGCGGCGUGACGGAGGAGGAGACGGCCGCGGAGGGGCGGCUCGUCGACACGGCGAGGAAGAUGAGGUGGAUACGAGGCUGGUUCGACAAGCGGGUGAAGGGGGACGACGACGAAAGGGCGGCGGCGGCGGCAGCAGGUGAGGCGUUGCCCGGGGAGGCGGAGGAGGUCGAGGAGAUUGUGGUGGACCGGGGAGAGACUCUGGAGAGGGUCGUCGAGCAGGCCAAAUUCAUCGCCAUGGGAGGAGGGUCAUACUGGUUCGGCGGCCUGCUGCCGAACUCGGCGUGGAACUUUGACGAUGUGGACAUGUAG
Messenger RNA from Purpureocillium lilacinum, 2046 nucleotides. Lineage: Eukaryota; Fungi; Ascomycota; Sordariomycetes; Hypocreales; Ophiocordycipitaceae. The record is from RefSeq and is a predicted model, not a curated record.